GGAGCGCGAGGAUCUGAUCUAUCUCUCUAAAGUGGAGGAGGAGGGGAAGGAUUAUCUGUGAUUCCCGACGAAGAAGAGCUUGGUUGAUCUUCAUCCUCUUCAUCUUCCUCCGGCGGAUGGACCACUAACCCCCCACCCCACCCCACACACACACUUUCGCUUCUAAGAUCCGCUCAUCUUUUGUCUCUGCGGCGCGGAGAUCCCGCGGAUCAGCCUCUUCAUCGCCAUCAUCACCAUCAGAUUUACAGCUGAUUUAAUUAUCAUCAUUUACCUGGACAAGAACUUAUCUCCGACCGGGUUGGAUCAAGCGUUGCCCUCUCUCGCUCUCUCUCUCUCCAUCUCACACACACACCCAUCAGGAUUGUGUGAUGCUGCAAGUUCACAGCAGGAGAAAAAAGUCAAACAAGUUGUUUUUAUUUAAACGCAUUUGAAUUUUCUGCCAUCUGACGCUUGUUUAGUCUCCCGGAACAUGAGUUAAAUCAGAGCGAGUCUGGUCAGAGGAGAAAAAUAACGGAAUUUUCUCACAAGUCUUUGUCAAGGUCUGUGAGGAAGAGGAGGAGGAGCGAGCCCCAAGAUGAUGCUGAGUCCGGAUCAGGCGGAGGCCGACCUCUCCUGGACCCAGUCCGACCCGGAGACGCUGCUCAACGGCCUGAAGUCGGCCGGCUGCGCGUCGGACGAGCCGACAGAGAGCGAACCGGACCGGGCCAAAUGCAAAUCCGAGCAGCCGCUGAGCCGGGAGGAGAAGCGGAGGCGGCGGAGGGCCACGGCCAAGUACCGGUCAGCGCACGCGACCCGGGAGCGCAUCCGGGUAGAGGCGUUCAACGUGGCCUUCGCGGAGCUGAGGAAGCUUCUCCCCACCUUGCCUCCGGAUAAGAAACUGUCCAAGAUCGAGAUCCUCAGACUGGCCAUCUGCUACAUCUCUUACCUGAACCACGUGUUGGACGUGUGAGAGCGCGCGACAAGUCCGGGCCCGGCUGGGUGCGGGAAAUGGACCCGAACACUGGGUGCGGGGUGUGCCUAACGAGGGACUCCUGUUUAAACAAAAGUCAGUAUUUUUGACAUUGUCAGACGACACAUUUUCAAUCGUUUGAAUAUUUCCAGGUCUAAACGCAACGAUUCAUCUGGACGUUCAUCUAAAAUAACUCUAAACGACACACGAGGUUCAAAAAACGACUCAAACGUCUGUAAAUCCGCUCAAACUCCAGAAGUGACGUUUAUCGUUCAGUUUGUCAGCAGAUCUUAGUUUUCUGAGACAAAUCACUUAUUGGUUAUUGGUCCAAAUCAAAGCCUCGGAGUCCACACGAAUGCAAUAAUAAUAAUAAAAAUAAUAAUGAUGAUGAUAAUAACAAUAAUUCCCAACAUACAGGAGAGGAAACAUCUCUGGAAGACAGAGCAGACAUAUUGGAAUUUUCAUUUUCAUGAAAAUCUCAAAUAAUCUUAUUUCAAAUCCACCUGAUGUAGAAAAAAGUCUUAAGAUCUUGUCUGAAAGCCACCGCCACCGCGGUCAGGCUGAGGGUCUGAGGGCAUGUUUCACAUCAGGGUGAAAGUCCAUAGCUGCUUUAGAUCUAGUCUAGAAGAUGUUUUCCAAGAAGGAAAAGAAAAAAAAAAGAAGAAGAAAGAGAUCCAAGACAUCAAGUGCCACUUAUGACAUGAGAAAUUGUGACCUUAAUCAUUUUUAAAAGUGUAUUUAUUAAUUUAUUUAUUUAUUUGAGUUAAUAUGAUUGGUUAUUUAUAAAUGUCCUUUUUUGUAUAAAUGUUCGUUGCUUCUAUAUAUUUUAGGCUGUGAAACGCAAACGUGGGAAAAGUGAUGGAAACUUGGCACUUUCUGUAGAUCUGCAAUCUGCUUUUUGUUUUUGUUUUUGUUUGUUUUUAUGUGUGUGUUCGAAAUGCGUGUCACAGUUUUGUUUUGCUUUGAUGAUGUCUCUGUCCAUCAUUAGCAACGACUAGCACAUCGAAUGCGCGGGGCGGGGGGAGGGGGGGCUUCGCGGGGCCCCAGAUGUUAGAUCCUCUAAAAGAAAUGUUGUGUUGGGAAUUUUGUUUGUUUGUUUACUAAAACAGCUGGGAUGUUCAGUGAGACACGUUUGAUUUGCGGGGUUACGAUGUGUUAGCGGCAGCCUCUUCUUUUGCUGUGACCAAAAAAAACAAAAGUUAUUCUCUUCGAUGUGCUAAUGCUAGGCUAUUAUUUUUAGAUUCAAUCUGUUAUUUAUUUGUCUCUUCUUUGUAUUCCCGAGAAUUCCAACACGUACUUUUAUAGGGAAAGGGAAAAAAAACACAUAUCCUCUAUCCAAAGAAUUUUUUUGUCUCUUCAGGGUUGUGUAGACUACUUGUUGCUUUAAGCAGAUUUUUAGUAGAAGUAUCUUGUGACAGCUGGUUUCUAAUGGACAAAUUUUCAUAUUUUCUGGUGUUAUUUUUAAUUAAACAGGGAAAAACCCAAUAAAGACUCCUCUUGUUU
Messenger RNA from Nothobranchius furzeri (turquoise killifish), 2452 nucleotides. RefSeq names its product nescient helix loop helix 2. Lineage: Eukaryota; Metazoa; Chordata; Actinopteri; Cyprinodontiformes; Nothobranchiidae. Gene Ontology annotation, biological process: regulation of transcription by RNA polymerase II. Gene Ontology annotation, molecular function: protein dimerization activity; DNA-binding transcription factor activity, RNA polymerase II-specific; RNA polymerase II cis-regulatory region sequence-specific DNA binding. The record is from RefSeq and is a predicted model, not a curated record.